AUGGAUUCUGAACAGACACCAGGCGUCUACCCCGGCUUAGGCCUGCCUAUUGAGUAUGACAACACAGACCGUCCUGACCGCAUAAGCCGUGGCGAUUACUACCCCAUAGGAGCUCGCGGUGAGGGAUCUGGCGCCGGCACCACGUAUGAUAUCCUGCCCGUCCGCGAGGUGGCCAUGAUGCUUGUCAUGGAUCGUCUCACCGACAAGCCCAAUUGGCAUAAAAAGAUCUUCGACGACGAGAUCACCGCCAAAUGGCGUGCAGAGGCUCUUGCGUGGCCCGACGACGAUCUCUGGAGUCGUGCCACACGUGGCAAGAGUUCUGGACGCUUUUGGGGACAGGAGGCAGGAGAUGAGACUGGGGAGCAGCGCGAGAUUGAGAAUAUCCUCAAUGACGAAUGCUUUGACUUUGUCCUAGGUGAGCUUCGUAAGAAGGCCGAAUACUUCGAGAAGACACGUCUUAUACCCACACUGGAUGUUGGACCGGCUGUCGUCAAGUCGGACACCCUUGUGCCCCCAGAUCUCCACGAGGAGAUCCGCAAGGCAUUUGAUACUCUGCGGCAAGACCAAUCAGCCAAUCCUGACUGGCAUCCCGGGACUAACGAACAAGUUCGCAACCUGAUCCACCCAUCUAUGUACCCACUCGUCUACAACGUUACCAAGGCCAUCCAGGACGAGGUCGUCGGCGUCGACGAUGCCAUCACAAAGUGGUCCGGCAAGGGUGAGAUUAUUACCGGCGAGAUAAAAGAAGAGGCGCCGCCCCAGUCCUACAGCAGUAUAAUGUAUGGCAAUCGCGGAGCUCGAGGUACCUGGUCUCACAGAUUCCAGUGGCUGCCUUCCAAUCUUCACUUCAACGAGGAUGGUAGUGUCAGAUUCACGAGCUAUAUCAAUGGGUUACACCCGGAAAAGUACACGCAGAUCUAUCGCACGCUGGAGAGACUUGUAGAUAAGGCGAUUCCCGCUUGGGACCAGUGCGUUUGUGAAGUCCAAGGUUAUGAAUUCCAAGCCAAGGGCCGAAGUGAAAGUCGGAUUGAGCUGGGGAAUUAUUGCGACACCGAAGAGAACAACUGGUCACCAAACGCUCCACCACCUGCGGAAUUCAUCGCCUCCUUCGACAAAACCCAAAUCGAAGACUUCGAGGAACUUCUCGAAGACGAGGACGAAGAACAAAUAGCCGAGGAAGUCUGGAAACACAUCCGCAAACCCGUGCAACCGGCCCCUAAACCCCAUGACUUCGACUCGAUCAACUACACCCCAGACCCCAGCACCACUCUCUUCGCCAAAUACCGCGCCACUGGGCUCCAAAUCAUCGUGAAAAUGGCAUCCAUUGAACUCUCCCCCGAAAACGACAGUAAAGCCGACUCCGCAGAGUUCCCGCUCGGCUCAUGGCACGUCGAGGGCCAAAUGAAUGAGCGCAUUGUCGGCACUGCGCUCUUCUACAGCGACUGUGAGAACAUUACCGACUCCAGCCUCGAGUUUCGUGCACAGACUGCAGGGACCUACCUUCAUGAUAGCAUGGAGAGCGUGGGGCAGGAUAGUUACCAUUGGAUGCAGAGCAUCUUUGGUACACAGUUGGGUAGUGGCAACGCGCCUGGCAUCCAGAACUGGGGGGAUGUGGAGACGAAGCAAGGAAGGUUGCUUGCUUUUCCUAAUAUUUUCCAACAUCGUGUCCGCCCGUUUCAGUUGAGAGACCCGACCAAGCCAGGUUAUAGACGAUUUGUUGCACUGUGGCUGGUGGACCCAUCAACACGCAUCAUAUCAACCGCCAACGUCCCUCCCCAGCGUCAAGACUGGUGGAUCGAGAGCAUUCUCGGACAGACCAUCAAACCCGGCGAACCCACCUCCCUCGACGCCCAAGAGCAAUCAUCAUCUCCGAAAGACGAAAUGGCGCCGGAAUCAACCACCACCGACCCCAACCUGCAAGCCGUCCACGACCUCGAAAUCAAAGCGCCGUUCCUGGCAAAGACCUUGCGCGAGAAACUCCCCGCCGAGCUGUUCUUCGAUGUCAGCAAGCGUUUGGCGGAUACGAAGUCACUGCCGAUGUCGGAGGAGGAAGCGAAGGGAUAUAGGUUGGAGUUGAUGAAGGCGAGGUCAAUGGCUAAGCAGGAGAUUGAGGAUACUUGGCAGAGCAAUACUUAUUCUUUUUGUGAGCAUUGA
Microdochium trichocladiopsis is the source of this 2154-nucleotide messenger RNA. RefSeq lists its product as uncharacterized. The transcript has 4 exons. The record is from RefSeq and is a predicted model, not a curated record. Lineage: Eukaryota; Fungi; Ascomycota; Sordariomycetes; Xylariales; Microdochiaceae. The coding region runs from base 1 to 2154 and encodes 717 amino acids.